Messenger RNA from Uloborus diversus, 9162 nucleotides. Its product is annotated as AT-rich interactive domain-containing protein 4B-like. NCBI's taxonomy places the organism in Eukaryota, Metazoa, Arthropoda, Arachnida, Araneae, Uloboridae. Gene Ontology annotation, cellular component: nucleus. The transcript has 21 exons. Gene Ontology annotation, biological process: regulation of transcription by RNA polymerase II. Bases 137 to 7636 code for a protein of 2499 amino acids. Gene Ontology annotation, molecular function: transcription cis-regulatory region binding. The record is from RefSeq and is a predicted model, not a curated record.
UGUGUUGUGAACGAAGCUGUGAUGUGUGAUCGUAGUUGUCAUGUCCGAAAUCCAAGAUUUUAUAAAUGUAUUACUUUGACUUUAUGUGCUAAUCACUGAUUUGAGAAAAUUGGGAAGUACUCUACUAUUGUAGGCAAUGGCUGCUGAUGAGCCUCCAUAUUUGACAGUGGGCACUGAUGUUAGUGCAAAAUAUAAAGGAGCAUUUUGUGAAGCAAAGAUUAAAAAAGUGAACAGAGUUGUUAAAUGCAAGGUGACAUUCAAAAAUAAUUUGGGAUCAUUUAUGGUCACUGAUGAUCAGAUUAAAGGUUCACUAAGGAUUGGAUCAGAUAUUGAAGCUAAGCAUCCAGAAAAAAGUCAAUACUUGGAGGCUGUUAUAAAUAAAGUUCAAGAUUACAGCCAGUAUACUGUUGUUUUUGAUGAUGGGGAUGAAACAACAUUACGACGUACAUCUCUGUGUUUAAAAAGUGGACGACAUUUUGCCGAAAGCCCAACAUUAGACCAGUUUCCAUUGACAAACCCAGAGCACUUUGGUACUCCAGUCAUAGGAUCUGGAAAAUAUAAGCGCAAAAGGCGAUCCACUCUGAAUUCUUCUUUGGAUUAUGAAAGCAGCGAUGAUGAAGUGCUUCCACGAAAAUUAAAGGCAAUUCGAGGUAAAGAGCGAGAUCCUGAUCUUGGGAAAGUGGUAUGUGUUGAUUAUGGUGACAGAAGGAAAAAAGAUAAUUGGUAUCCUGGUCUAAUUGUCCCUCAUCCACCACAAUCAAACAUCAAGCUAUCGAAAGAAGAGCACAUGAUAAGAUCUUUCAAAGAUGGAAAAUACUACCAAGUUCCCAAGCGGGAUACACGGGAAUUCACUCGGGAUAACAUUCACAAGAUUGAGAAUAAUGCACUUAAAGUCGCUGUGGACAAAGCUAUUUUGUACUUAGAAAAAGAAGAAUUACCUCCCCACUGGGAUAAAGCUCUAUUUUUAAAUUUAGAGCUACCAUCUGCUGAUGAAGAUAGCAAUGAUUCUGACUCAGAUUCGUCUGAUGAUGAACCAAGUGAAGAAAAGGACAGAUUUGUUGCCCAGUUGUACAAGUUUAUGGAUGAGAGAGGAACUCCAAUCAACAAAGCCCCUACUGUUAGUAACAGAGAUUUGAAUCUGUACAAAUUGUUCAAAAUAAUGCAUAAACUAGGAGGUUAUAAUAAGGUUACAAACAAAAACAAAUGGAAGGCAGUGUAUUCAAAAAUGGGAUUGCCAGCAUCAAAUGUAAAUGGACCUAACCAAAUAAAAUUUGCUUAUAAAAGGUAUUUACAAAGUUUUGAAGAUUUUUAUAGGAAGUUAGGAUGUACCAUGGUAUCCAACAGUCGUACAACCAGAGGACGCCAUAGAUCUGAUCGUAAUUUUAUUAUCACUCGUACUAAGGAAAAGGAUACUGCUUCUCCUAAAAGUCGAAACUCCAAGGACAAAGCUGUUACUGAAAAAAAAGUAGAUGAAAAAGCUAAAACAAAUGAGAGAAAAGACACAAAAUUGGAAGAAAAUGUUAAGUCUGAGGAAAAAGGUAAGAGCCCAGACAAAAAGAAACCUGAACGACUUCGUACUGAUGAAAAAGAUAAAGAUGAGAAGAAGAAGCGUGAAGAAAAACCUAGACUAGUGAGACAGCAAUCUCUCAACAAAGAUAAGAAAGAUAGUGUUAAAGAAGAGGAAAAGAAAGAUACAAAACCAGAAAAGGCUAGAACAAGGGAAGAUGCAAGAAAAGAGAAAAAUGAAAGUCCAGAGAAAAAAGGGACAAGAUCCAGUGUUAAGAUAGAAUUGGAACGAAAAGAGCGGGAAGAAGCCUUAAAGGAUAAAAAAGAAAAAUCCCCAAAUGAGAAAAAUAAAAAAGAGGAAAAGAUACAGAAAGAUGUUAAGGAAGAAAAACCAAAGGAGAAGAAAGAAGAAAAAAUUAACAAAGAGAAGAAAGUUGUAAAAGAAAAGAAAGUUGAGGAAAAAUCUGUUAGAGAGAAACGAGAAAAUGUUGUCCGCGAAAAGAAGGAAGAAAAAGUUGUGAAAGAAAAAAGAGAUUCUUCUAAAGAGCCAAAAGAAGAAAAAGCAGUUAAAGGAAAGAAGGAAGACAUUAAAAGUCCUGUUGAAGAAAAGCCCAUUCCUAAAAAGAAACUUGAUCGAGUUGCCAAAGAAAAAAAGGAAGAAAAAUUAGUUAGGCCUAAAAGAGAAGAUAAAUCUCCAUCUUCUGAUACUUGCAAGAAAAUUGUAGAAGAUACUGAUAGUAAAAGCAUAAAAGAUGAGAAGCAAAUUAAAUCAGAGCCUGAAAUAAAGAAGGAAGAUUUACCCGUAAAAGAAAAACCUCGGCCAAAAUUGAGAGAAAAGAGAGACGAUGCUCCUAAUAGUGAAGAUGGAGAUGCAAUGAAUGAGGCUGAGAUUUCAGAUGAAAAAGAUAGUACCUCACAGGACGACUUUGAAAGACAAGGUCCAGGGUCACAGUUAAAGGGAGAUGAUUGUGAUGAACCUCCAAACAAAGGCAAGAGAAGAUCUUUAAAAUUGGAGGAUAGAGAUGAUAAAGAGUCACUCCCUGGUUUUACAGAUUCUGAUGAUGAAUUUGGUAAUGAUUCUGAAAAAAGCUUUAAUAAAGAUGUUAAGCACAAUGAAAUUGAAAUUGGUGAUCGUGUCAAAGUCAAGUACGGAAGAGGAAGAAUGCAAAAAGUAUAUGAAGCUAAAGUUCUAAAAAUAGAAAUGGAAGGUCAAGAAAAAAGGUUUUAUGUUCACUAUGCUGGAUGGAAUAUGAGGUAUGAUGAAUGGGUUCGUAAAAGCUAUAUUGUUGCAGUUAUUAGCAGUAACAAACAAAAAGGCGAAGGCUCUUCUAAGAGUCCUUUGCCAUCAACUAACGUCAAGAAAAUUGACCGAGGUAAACCACCUGGGGUUAUGCUAAAUACAAAGCCUGUACGCAAGAAUUCAACAAGUAGCACAAAUUCAUCAGUAUCAUGCUCUCGAGCAACCCGAUCAGAUAAGAAAUCCUUAAGUUCACCACUAUCUAGUGGUUUAGAGCCUAAAAAGAGAACUCGAAGGAAGUCUGGUACUACAAUUGGCUUGACAGAUACAUCACAAGAUUCAGAAAGUGAUGUUGAAGAAGAUUUAGAUGAUGAUGACGUAGGAGAUGCUGAUAUUGAAGACAAUGCACUGAAUCAAAGUGAUUGCUGUUUUAAAGAAGAGCUUUUUAGUGAUGAUGAAGAAAAAGAAAAACUUGAAGAUGUAAAACGAGGUGACAUAACUGAAUUAGAGAAAGCAAUUUCUGUCGAAGAAAGUACUGAUGAUAUGAAAGAUGAAUUUUUGCCUUGUAUUUCAAAAGUUGCUGAUUCUUUUGAAAAUAAGCCUGUUGAAAAUGUUUGUAAAACAGAAGAAAAUGUAGUGAAAGAACCAGAAAAAGUAAAAGCAGAAAUGAAAGACAGUUGUAAGGAUAAUAGUAUUGUUUUAUCUAAAGAUAUAAAGGGCGAACCUGAUACUUCUGUACUGUCUGAUAUUUCUCCAGUCACGAUUGCUCCAAAAAAUUAUUCUGACAUCAUCAAACCUUCUAAAAUCUUAUUUCCAGCCUCUGCUGAACAAAAGGAAGUAAAAACUGAAAAGUCAUCCAUUCUCCCCACUUUAAUCAAUCCUUUGCCUUCAGUAAAAUGUAAUAUUGAUGGAACUGAUUCUUCUUCCAAAAAUACUUCUUUUAAUUCAACUUCCAGUACAGUUACGACUAGUGCAAACCUAAUUCCAGUGAAAAAUGCUUCAGUUUCGCUUGUUGCACUUCCAUCAGUUUUUAAACCUACAUCUGCUUCAUUAAUUUCUUCGAGUAUUAAAACUGCAUCUCUUUCUUCAACCAUUAAAAGUAGCUCCUCGCCAAUACCUUCACCUAUUAUUAAAACUGCAUCUUCUUCUCCAAACUCUUCAUCAGCCAUUAAAAACGCACCUCUUUCUUUAUUAUCUUCAUCGAGUAAUAAAAUUGCAUCUACUCCUUUGAUUCCAUCUGCAGCCACUAAAGCUACUCCACCAGCUGUUGAGCUUACACCUCCUGUUACUAAAGAAAUGUCUUUAAGUACUCACUCUAUAUCUUCAGCUGUAGUUUCCCCUUCUUUAAAAUCUACAACAUCUGUUGCUGAACCUUCUACUCCUAGCAAAAGCACUUUGAGUUUUUCCGGUCUACAUGGAUUGAUAGAAAAAUGUGCAUUUGAAAAGAUUGUUGCUCCUGAAAAAUCAGCCAUGGAAAAUCUGAGCAAAAUUGUUUCAACUGAAAGUGCUACUCCAAGUUUCAUUUCAAAGUCUAAUAUACUGUUCGACUCAAAGUUAAAAUCGUCCUCUAAUUUAUUUAAGUGUGAACGAUCAAUUCCAUCUGGUUUUAUUCCUGUUUUGAAUGCUCCACAAAAGUUGGAUUUUGGGAAAAAAGAAAACUUAGGAGCUCCAAUAGUUGCUCCAAAUAUAUUUUGUCCUGUUAAGCCGUCAAAUGUUGUGACACAAAGUAAAGAAAUGAAAGAAGAAGGAUUAGAGAAAAAAGUUGUAAAGAAAGAUUCAACUGAUGACAAAAUUCCUGCUAAGCAAAAAGAUGACUUUUUCCCCAAAUUUUUGGAAAAUAAGCCUGCAGUUCCUUCUUUAUUACCUUUUAAAACUGGCACUUUGAGUCCUGCAAAAUUUAGUUGCAGUCCAUCUCAAAAUGAGAAUAAGCCUAAAGAUACUUUUGAUUUACUAGUCGAAAGUAGUAGUGGAUUUUCAUCUAAAGAACCUAAAAAUGUUGUGAAUAUUUCUGAUAAUGUUUUCUCGCUUUCAUUUUCUAAUCCAAGCCCUAAAGAAACUCUUGAACAGCCAUUCAAACUUUCAACCUCAUCUGAAAAUCCAUUUUGCAUCAAACCCAAAUCAACAGAUACUGUUGAUUUAAGCAAAACUAUACCAAGCAUUUUGGAAAGAUUAAAGAAAGAUGUUGCUGGACAAAAAAUUACUGAUUCUCCUCCACCACAAAAGGAAGAACUUAAUUUUGACUUUCUUAGAGGAUCUCAAGAUUCUUCCAAGUGUUUGUCGAGAUCAGACUCAUCUAACUCUUUGAGGAUAUGUGAAGAUAUGAGUGAUACAAACGAUUCUAAUACAGAUUUGAAAGAUGUAAUAAUUAGUGAGAAAUGUGAUGUUUCUAAUGAAGUGACUUCCAAAGCUGAAUUAUCAGUCAAGAAUUCUAAAGAGACCAGUUCUGUCAAGAAAUCAGAUACUGUUCCUGCGUUAAAUUUAUCACCAGUUGCAGAAGAAAGUAAUAGUACCAAAUCUGAGGAUCCCAAACCUAAUCAAAAAACUUCAGUUAUCACGCCAUUGCCCCCUCAAUGCUCUGAUUCAAUUAUUAAGGAGGAAAAUGAUCUUUCUAAGGAAUGCGUUUCUGAUACAAAUGUUGCAUCUGACAGUUUUGAAACAAAAAGCAUGCCAGAAUUUCCAAAAACUGAAGAAGUUGAAAAGGAUAUUCAUUCAACUGAAAGUAAUAGUAGCACUAGUAAAUCAGAAAUUGAAAAAAUGGCUCCAGGUUUUUCGUCCAAGGCAGCUGAAGCAUCUGUAAAAGCCUCUGAAAGUAUUUCGCCACUCUUUCCGUCUGAUGUAGCAGAAGUUGAAAAAUCAAACACUGAUCCUAAAGAAAAUCAAAAUUCACUCUUUGAUGAUUUGUUAAAGAUAAAGUGUUCAAGCAGUUUUACUCAGAACAGUGUCAUAAUGCGUACUCCAGAAACUACAAAAAUAACCAGUUCUGAACCUGUUGAAAAUGAUGUGAAAAAUGAUGCGAAAGAUACAAUUGAAAGUACUGAUGCUACCACUACUAACGAAGAUUCUCUUGCAGCAAAUGAAUCUUCUAUUCUACCAAAAGAACCACUUACAUCAUCUGAAUCGACUUCUUCACCAGAAAAAAGUACUUCUGAUAAGGUAAUGGAUGUGUGUUCAGAUUCUAAUGUGAUACCUGAAAGCAAAUUAACAUGUGAAGAUAAUCUUAGUAAUAUUGAAGACGGAAGUCAUUCUUUGAUAUCUAAGAAAGAAAGUAAAAGAAAAAAGUUAAGUAAGAAAUUAGUCAAAAAAUUUGGAAACUUCGAUGAUGACAAAGACUGUAAAGGAAAAGAAGGUAAAAGUAAAUCUAAGAAGAAAUCAAAAUUUGAUGAGGAUAUGGACAAAAACAAGGAUUUAGAUAAAAUCAGAGCUAAGAAACUGAAGAAAAACAAAAAUAAGAAGCGUUUUGCCAAGCAUGAAGACCAGCUCGGUGAGCAUUCUAAAAAAGCAGAAUUUAGUGAUGAAUUUAGAGAUUCAAGUUAUGAAAAAAUAAAACGGAAAGAAAAAAGGAAAGGGGACAAGAAGAUGAUGAAAUCAGAGUUUGACUCUAAGGGAGAACUGGUCAAAAAGAAAAAGGGAAAGAAAAACCGUGACAAAUUCGGCAAUGAUAGGAAAGACUUUUCCGAGAAAAAAACAAAAAAGAAGAGGAAGAUACAUUUAGAAGAUAAUCAGGAUACAGACUCUGAAAAAGACACUGUACCUAAAAUGCUUGAUAAGAAGAAAAAGAAAGAUAGGAAAAAGUUUAAAGCUAAGGAGUGUUCCUCUUCGGAUGAUGCAACAGAUAAGUUUUUCGGUGAGCAAAGUAAGGACUUAAAUACCCUUUCAUCUCGUCCCGAGAAUUUGUUGAGGCAAGAAUCAAAGAGUGACGACCCAGAUAUGUCAUUUCUCUUAUGCGAAGAGAAAGUGCCUGCAAGUCCUGUUGAUAUCAGCAAUUUAGGUGAUGACACUUCUGGCUCGUCAAGUGUUGAAGGAAAUAGACUCAAUGAAAUGGAGCGGCUUCCCUUGGCUAAUGUGUAUCCUUGCAUUGAUCAUAUUGAAACUUCCGAUCCUGUAAAUAAGCAUAGCAUAGUCACCAGUGCUGUUUUAGAUAAUACUCCACCGACAACACCAUCAAGCACUGAAUCACUUCUUUCUAGUUCUCCUUCUCAUGAGAGAGAUUCAUUUUCCAUGAACUAUCCUGAGAGUACUCAGUCUGGUCGUGAAUCUUGUGAAGGUGAUUCUGACAUAUUCCGAGUGAAUGCUAAUAGAACUGUUAUGCGUGGAAGUGAAGAAUACCGGGCUGCUGCUACUUUGGCUUUUGCCGUAUGCAAGUCGGUUUCGGAAAGGCCGCCAAAGGAAGACAUUUGUCAGAAUUUCCCUAAAAGGCCUAAAGUCGAGCCUGAUGAUCAUAUGUCUUCGAAAAGGAAAAAGAAAAGUAAAAGAAUGAGAAGGACUUCAGAAUCGGCAAAAUCACCCAGGCACAAAUCAUCUUUCUCAAGAAUGCCUAAAAUUGAGAACUGCGAGGACUCAUCUGGUGCCUCUCCGGCUACUUCAAAUUCACCCCCAUAUGGAAGUACCUCCAACAUAAACUUCACUCGAUGUUCACCAAGUAGGCUAUCUGUAGUAGAUGGGAUGUCCAGAUACAAUUUCUAUGUUCCUCUUCAUGAUAAAGAUCCCGAGAAAAGGAUAGCUGUGAUCCAAGAAAAAAUGGCAGAGUUGAGGAAAGAAUACAUGGCUCUUAGAGCAAAAGUCAUUGCAAUAGACCACAAAAGAAGAAAAGCACGAAAAAGAAUCAGAGAAGCAGCUGGUACAACUAACUUGAACACAUCUGUACAAUCUGAAGAUGGUCAGAGUUGUUCUUAAUAUACCUUAUCAAAUGCAAAUAAUUGUUUGUAUUGUAAUUUUAAUGUAAGAUUUUAUGUAGUAAGUAAAGAGAGCUGCCUAGUUUCAGUAUGGGUUGUGAACUGAAUCAGAUACGUUAAAUUACAUAUGUUGUUCAUUUUUUUAAAUAAAAUUAAUUUUAAUAAUAUUUUAAUGAAUUCAAUAUUUUAAAUCCGUAGCCAUCUAUAAAAUUAUCAUACCCAUAUGAUCAUUGUUGGUUUUAACAAGCUUAGAAUUUGUAUGUUUUAAAAUAUAAAUAGUGUGUAUAGCUAAUAGUAAAUAUUGCUAUACAUAUUUUUUAUUUUGCUUAUUAUCAUUUUUCUAACAAGUAUUCUGAUUCAGUUUUCAAUCAAUACUAUGUUUCCAGUGUAAGAAACAAGGCCCAAUUGAGAAUCUGUAUAUAAAAUUUUAUUAUGAAUGAAUCUAUGCAAUUAAAUUACUAGUUUUUUAAAAACAUUUUUGGGUUAUUUUGCGUGGUAAAACACUGAUGCUACUUGUAAAUUAAUACUCCAAUUAAUUAUGCAUUGGCAUUUUUUAAAAUUUAGCUUAAUUUUAAAAACAAUAUUGCAACUCAAAGUGAUAUAACUUUCCUUUUAUAUAAUUACAUCUAUACUAUUUUAACUGUCUUUUAUUUAAGUUUUAUGUAGUGUUCAUCCUUUUACCUUGCUUAGCAAAAUAAUAUAAUAUUGUAUCAGGUAAAGAUGAUUUUUUGUAAAAAUGCAUUUAUUUUUAAAAUCGACUUGUAUUAAAUUAAUUUUAGCAAUUGUUUAGAACAGCAAAUCUGGAUACAAUUUUCCGAAAACCUUUGGGAAUCCUUAAAAUUGAGUACCAAAAUCUUAAUAUCUAAAUUACAAUUAUUAAUGUUUAAAAUUAGCAAAAAUUUUCUUAUUUAUAUCAGCUAUUCAGCAAAGUUACUCAGCUAAUUUUUAAAUCAUUUUGCAAAAAUAAGCUUUGUAUAAUAAUAAUUUAUUUAAUAUCAACACUAAUUAUGCCUAUUUCAAAUUAUUAAUUAACCAGAAGUUUUAGUAGCUACAUAAUUUAACAAAAUAUAGCUUUGAAGCAGAAAGUGAACAAACCAAACUCCAUCAGUUUAUGGAAUCAGAAUAUAUCUAAGGAUCUGUUCAUUUACAGCACAUUAUUAAAAGCAACAGAAAAAUUAAUUUGUGUACCAUACUGCUUUGGUUAUAUUAUAGUUAUAUUUGUGCAGUAAAAAAGCAUUCAAUCAAUGUUAUUGUUUGGAUGUUAAUCUCUUGAAAAUUAACAACUAAUGUUUGCAGUUUCGUAGUGAAAAGCAAAAUUUUGUAGUGAAUAAUAAGUUUUUAAUGCAUUAAAUAAAUAAAUAUAUAUAUAUUGGGCCAUUCCAUGAAAAAUGGUCAUUUGGUCUUGCAUGUGACGAUUCGUGUAUUUUAUUAAAAAUAAUAAUUUUAAAAAGGUAUUUUGAACAAAAUUUUGUUAUAUAAUAAAUCACACAUGUAUGUGUGAUUUAUUAAGUAAAAAGUUUCAUUAUU